Dromaius novaehollandiae (emu) is the source of this 5316-nucleotide messenger RNA. It is a transcript of the gene SLC67A2, whose product is annotated as major facilitator superfamily domain containing 9. The record is from RefSeq and is a predicted model, not a curated record. NCBI's taxonomy places the organism in Eukaryota, Metazoa, Chordata, Aves, Casuariiformes, Dromaiidae. Gene Ontology annotation, biological process: transmembrane transport. Gene Ontology annotation, cellular component: membrane. The coding region runs from base 67 to 1425 and encodes 452 amino acids. Gene Ontology annotation, molecular function: transmembrane transporter activity. The transcript has 6 exons.
CCGGCCGCCGCCCCGCCCUGCCCGCGCCUGCGGGGGCGGGACCGCGCUGCCCCUCGCCGGCGCCGCAUGGAGGAUGAGGGCCGCGGAGCCGUGGGGAGCCGGCCGGUGGUGUCCGGCCGCUUCGUGCGGUGUCUUUACGCCGUGGGCUUCCUGGAUUUAUUUGGUGUGAGCAUGGUUGUUCCUUUACUGAACUUUCACAUCAAAUCUCUAGGGGCAGGUCCUACGGUUGCUGGAAUAGUAGGCUCUCUCUAUGGUGUAAUGCAGCUCUUUUCAAGCACAUUUGUGGGCUGCUGGAGCGAUAUAGUAGGAAGACGGUACUCCCUGCUUGCUUGCAUUCUUCUCAGUGCACUGGGUUACUUCCUUCUUGGAACAUCCACCACAGUAUUUCUGUUUGCCAUUUCUAGGAUCCCUGUAGGUAUUUUCAAACACACACUCUCCAUUUCUAAAGCCCUGCUUUCUGACUCUGUUUCUGAGAGAGACCGUCCUCUAGUAAUAGGACGCUUCAAUGCGGCCUCUAGUGUGGGCUUCAUACUGGGGCCUGUGGUUGGUGGCUGCUUUACAGAGCUGGAAGACGGCUUUUAUCAAACAUCUUUAAUCUGCGCCUCUGUCUUCAUUCUGAAUGCUGGUCUUGUCUGGAUGUUACCAUGGAGUGAAGAAAACACAAGCGGUAGUGAGGGUGAGCAAGGCACCAAUAGCAACAAAGUUACAGACGAUUUCUCAGCAAAAGCAAAUCAGGACCUGCAGUUCAAAUCAGUAGCUAUUGGAUCUAUGGCAAGUGUUAGUCCUCUCCAGUCUUCAUGGAUCCAAACUGCAAUGGUGUUGAAGAGGAUUAAAGUCGUUGCAUGCUCUGAUUUGUGGGAUAUAUUUCUAGUACGGUUACUAAUGUCUGUUGCUAUACUGCUAUACUACAGUAACUUUGGUCUGGCCUUGGAGGAGAGAUUUGGGGUGAAACCCAAGUUCACUGGAUACCUACUAAGCUAUAGUAGUACUCUUGGAGCCCUGGCUGGUUGUCUGCUUGAGCCGAUAACAAGACUGUACCAGCACAACACUUACACAAUUUUGUUGCAUUCCAGCAUUCUUACCUGCACACUGAUUCUUCUGUAUUCAUCAGCACUUCACGUAUGGACAGUCAUUUUUUCUUCCACAUUCUUAGCUUUUUCAACUACUGUAGGCCGUACUUGUAUCACUGAUCUUGAAUUGAGCCUUGGUGGGAAUGAGGCCAGUGGUAUGGUCCUAGGUGUUGGACAGUCCGUGACAUCAGUGGGACGUGUAGUUGCCCCGCUCCUUUCAGGAAUUGCUCAGGAGUUCAGUCCUUGUGGCCCUCCAAGUCUGGGGGCUGGACUAGCUUUAGUAGCUAUUCUGAUAAUGAACAUGAACAAAACAAAAUACUGUGGUAAAAGAAACGUUAAAUUAAAAACUCAGUAGCCGCAAAUUUGGAUUGAGUGGAGUAUCUUAAAGGAAAGACAAAGUGAAUUAAAGAACCUGGGAUAAUGCUUACACCUGCCAGACCCAUACAGUAGUAACAGGAUACUUUAAGAGGGCACAUUAUGUGUUCAGAUGGAGGCACAUACAUAUAAAUGUCUUCUACAGGGUUGUUACUCUGGACAGUUCUUUCUGAACUGCUGCCACUGGAACCCUUGUGAGAGAGACAGAUUAUUAAUAUAUAGUGUUGGCUGUGUGUGUGUUUUUUUUUUUUUUUAAGGAUUUUUAACCUUUUGGAGGAAAAAAAAUGAUACGAAAUAGACAAAUCCUUCUUGCAGCUCACAUUUGAAGCAAUGUUUACAUUAAUAGGUUCAGACAUGAAGCAGCUGAUUUUUAUUAUUUAAUCAGAGGUGUAGUUUUAUUACUUAAUCAGAAGGAGAAUUUGCAGUAUAUCUUGUUAGCCUUUAUUCCUUAUGCUGUUGUGAAUAAGCCCUUGGUCUGCUGUGAGAGUGGCAUAAUUAACAGGAUGUUUCCAUAUAUGAUGUUGUGAAGCCUGCUUUGCCUAUAAUACUUACUGUACAGCAUGAUUAGGUACUUUAGAGCAGCCAUCUGAUCCCUGCUGAUUCUUUCCCAGAAAACAGAAUUGAGUAUAUGCUAACUUCAUAUAUUGGCUGGCCUAAAAUAGUUUUAAAAUAAUAUGGGGUUUUCAGGCUGAAACUGAGAAGGUAAACUUUAUUGAAAGUCGCACUAGUGAUUUCUGUAUUAAUCAUAAUUUCUGGAUAACUUUAUCAUAAAUAUUUUUUAAUGUUUCCUGAGCAAUUUUUCUACCUUCAUUUUAAAAAUAAAUUUCCUUCUUAAUUUUUGUGCCUGACUGUUAAAGGUAUGCUGGAGCAAAUAGCAGUAGUUUAAAGGGGGCUUUGGACUAAUAUGUUCUCUUUCAUCUUUGGAGGCAUAAAUGACAUUUUAGUGACAAGAGAAAAACUGUUUAUUUGUUGGUAUUUUAGUCCUCACUUCUAUGGAUGGCUUAACUAAUGAAAGAUUACUCACAGAACUACAGUGAGAGUUGUAGCACUGGCUGGUUGCUAUUUGUUGUGCAAUCCCAUAUUACUCAGCAGUCAUCACCAUUUGGCAUUUAAUUUGAAACACACAGUAUAUUUUGCAAUAGUAACAUCAGUCCCAUGUGCUUUUCCUAGCAUUACUUGAUGAAAGUAGAAAGUCAGCUGUGCAGAAUGUUAUUUUUUGGUAAAAGCAGGGUAGUUACCUCCCUGAAGAGGUGUGCAAAUAAUGUUGCUGCUUCAGGAGAGCCAUAGUUGUUUUGCAGUUUUUAUUUUAUUUUCUUCCUUUCCCUUUCAAGAACACCUGAUGUAAUUAAAGGUCUUUACUGAAACUCCGUGAUUCCGAUGGAAGCAUCAUGAGAAUAGAUAUAAAACUUCCAGUUGUUUUAAUUUUGUAUAUUGAAAUAAUGGAUGUGUGUCUAAUUACUGCUGUCAUUUCAGUAGAUAGCCUCAUUUUCCAUGUGAUAGGUAAAGCUCACACAGAAAAGAGUUGCCUAUUCUAAUAGUCUGUGUUUCAUUUGUCCUUAUGAACCUGAGGAAUUUUCAAGUGUUUUAUGUGCCCUUACUUUGCUCAGUGGUUGCCUCAAAGCACUCUCCAUUAAUUUCCUAUCCUAUUCCUUUCCAUUAGUUAAAAUAAAUAUUUUUUUCCUAAAAUCACAUUUCUCUAAAACAAGGAGUUCUGUUUUGCAACUACAGCAAGAGGUAAAGGAAAAAGGUAGGAAAAAAACCCCAAAGAUUAAUUCAACAUAUACGAAAGAUUGAGCAAUUUUUACUAUCCUUGUUGGUAAUAUUAGGUAAGAGAUAAUGCUUACCCUUCUAGAGUCAAUGCACUGGUUAAACUUAAAUUCUGUAAAUACUAUAAAAUUCAGUCUAUGCUAAACUAUACAGCAUCCUGAAUAUUGUUUCUGCAUGUAAAACUUCACUGUUUUUGUUUAUGCAUAAUUGAAAAAUGUGCUCUCCACAAUCAGCAGAUAUUUUUGUUUUAUCAUGUUAUUUUGAAAAAUAGUUCUCCAUAUAUUGUUAAAUAAAAAUGGAAUUAAAUAUUUGAAUUGAUAAACCUGUGGAAGGCUGUGGGCUCAGGGACACGUAACUGAUGUUACUGAAGAAAAGUUUUUACUUGUUUGCCAAAAUGAUUUCUGAAGUGCUGUAGAAAUAUUUCUUCUUUGUAAAGCUGCAGUUACAAAAAAGUUGCACUAAAAUUUUUUUUAUGGAAUAGCAGUAAAAUGAAAUGGCAUUCCACUUCUACCAUUUUUUCCCUGUGUUUUCACCCCUUCCUCUGCCCGAAACUAUAGUACAAAAUAUGGGUGACCAAAUCAAUGUUACUGAAGUGCAGAUUUUUUUUUUCCUUUGAGGAAUGCUGUUCGUUAAAAUGAUCACUUCAAUCUGACUACUUUCAUUUAAGAGGCAAAGGAGCCUAGGAGUAAGCCAAGAAGUGGAUUGACAGCGAAGAAGAAAAAAUGGAAAUGUGUCAUCUAAAAAGCGCUAAGUUCUCUAAGGCAACUGUUGCUAGUGUCUGGAGACCACGUUUGCAUCCCCUUUGUUGUCUCUUACUAGUACCUUCAGAGAGUGAUGAGUAAAUGACAUCCUUGGACAGGAGGGUUGUAACUCCCCCUACAUGGCUGGAGGAGGAGCAGUUGCAGCAAUUUUUGGUUACAGUGUAGUGGGCCUUACUGAAUUACUCGGCAGUUUCUUGAAUCCGAUUGUGGUGGCUAAAGGCUCUAACAAAACAGAUCUGAAUAUAGACUACAGAAAAAUAAAGUUUCUGCCUGCAACUGUCCACAAAUUAAGACUUAAAAGCAAGCAAGGGACUUUAUUCUGGGGUUUGUUUUGUAGGAGGGCUUUCUCCCUUUUGAAAAAAAAAAAUUUUUUUUUGAGUGACUACUUUUCUGACCUUUAUGAUCGGCCGUUGUUUAAGGGGCUGCAUAUACAAUGCAGUAAUUUCUUUCUGUAGAAUAGCUCAUAGUGCAUGAUAUGCCCUCAUUCUGUAGGGUAACUGCUUUAAAUGUUGCUUUUAAGUGAUUAAACACAAAACCUGUGUUCUGUUGGUGUAUGUUGCAAAUAUUCUAAGAGAUACUUUCUGAAUGUACAAUUUUUUGCACAUUUUGGUUUCCUUUCUUGUUUUCUUUUCUCAGAAUUUACUUACCGCAGCACCGCUGUAGAGGUCAGCACCAUUCUCAUUUUCUGAGACUAUGUCAUUCUGUGAGCAGAUAAUGCAGAAACAAACAGGGCAAGCGUGUUGUGUAACAAUUGACUUGUUGAUUACUUCAAACACUUUUUAAUACCACCAUCCAACCCUCAUAGUAGGCCUAAUGUCACAACUGCAUAGAAAGUCUCAUUCUAGCUGACUGGAACCUCUGUGGAUAUGAUCACUCACUGCCAAUCGCUAAUCAGUUAUGGCUGCUGUGGAAUACGCUGGAUAAAUAUUUAUAGCUUGGUGCUUUGGGAUUUGUAAAACCUCAGACUCAACUGUGCUGUCACUGCUAUAAUUUUGCAGGCUUCUUCACAAACAUCUAAUCAGAAAUCUUUUAAGGGAGUUUAUUGUAGCCUUAGCUUUGAAAACCAACAGGUUGUGAGUGGACGUCAAAUUUCUUUCUUGUAGAAAUGAAAGUUUGCAGAACUUUUUCUAAAAGGAUAUCUUGAAAAUAUCCUAUGUUAACUUAGAAGGAGAAAUGAAAACAAAUUUCUAGUUAUCUUUAAUUCUAUACUACAAUCAAAAAACUAUUUUUGAGGUGUGCUAUAUAGGAAUUUUCUGUUCUGUCAAGUUUGCCAUUCUGACAAGUUUGUAAUAAAUAGCAGGUGUCAAACAACAUGAAAAAUAAAUGGAGAAAUAAAUGGGGUA